AUGCAGGCAUCGCUGUUCUCUGUUCUGUUUUGCCUUGUCGCUUUUGCUUUUACUCAGUUCGUCACGUCGCCAGCUGAUCUCAAAGCCAUACAAGUCCCCGGCGGUAUAAUUGUGCGCUUCAAAGAAGUUCCAAAUGGUGUAUGCGAGACCGAUGCGGGUGUGAAAAGCUUCGCUGGAUAUGUGGACGUGAGUCCGACCCAGCACAUGUACUUCUGGAUGUUCGAAGCUAGGGAGAAUGUUGCAUCAGCUCCGUUGAUUGUCAGACUGGAUGGAGGUCCUGGCGCGUCUUCUAUGAAUGGCCUAUUCAGCGAAAUUGGGCCCUGUCGCAUUACCGCCGAUGGAAAAGUUGUGGAUAAUCCAUAUUCAUGGACAGCGACCAGUAACGUUAUGUUUGUCGACCAGCCUGCAACUGUCGGCUUUUCCUUCACGACUCUAGUCAAUGGCACAAUAGAUCCCCAGACUGCGGAGAUUGUUCCUCAGCAAUGUACGAUGGCGGAUCCCUUGGUAUGA
This is a messenger RNA of Cadophora gregata, 510 nucleotides long. RefSeq lists its product as uncharacterized. The transcript is spliced from 2 exons. The record is from RefSeq and is a predicted model, not a curated record. Bases 1 to 510 code for a protein of 169 amino acids. Gene Ontology annotation, cellular component: fungal-type vacuole. Lineage: Eukaryota; Fungi; Ascomycota; Leotiomycetes; Helotiales; Ploettnerulaceae. Gene Ontology annotation, molecular function: serine-type carboxypeptidase activity. Gene Ontology annotation, biological process: proteolysis.